Messenger RNA from Blepharisma stoltei, 279 nucleotides. The record is from the annotation of a GenBank genome assembly. Lineage: Eukaryota; Ciliophora; Heterotrichea; Heterotrichida; Blepharismidae.
AUGGAAGGAUCCGGACUAGGGAAAGGCUCACUGCUGGUAAUAAGAAAAGCAAGAAGGCACAAAUGGAAGGCCUUUAGAGCCAUAAACACAUUUGACAAACCGAAAUGCCUAGAGAAAUGAGGAAACAAGGGAUGCAAUGAAAGAAUUCAAAAGCGAGCUAAAGCAAGACAGACAGAGCGCAUGCGUGAAGAGGGAAAUAGAGUGAGCAAUAUUUGGAGCAUAGGAUGAGUGGGAACUGGUAAGGAGAAUCGAAAGAGCAAAGAGGGUUGGACCGGUUAA